Molecule: messenger RNA, 7341 nt
Organism: Teleopsis dalmanni
Lineage: Eukaryota; Metazoa; Arthropoda; Insecta; Diptera; Diopsidae
Gene: CdGAPr
Product: GTPase-activating protein CdGAPr
Exons: 11
Coding region: 519-7178 (2219 amino acids)
Biological process (GO): small GTPase-mediated signal transduction
Molecular function (GO): protein binding; GTPase activator activity
Source: RefSeq, a predicted model, not a curated record
AUAUUAUAAUAAAUAAGAAGUUUAAAAACAUAUUUUAUAUUAAAACUGUGGUUUAAAAUAUAAAGCCGGUGGGUAAUAACACCUAGGCACCAACAAGAGCGCCGCUUGUAUCUACGAAAACAAUAUGAUUUCGAGUAUAUAAAGAUAAUCACAAGUGGAGACUUAGUUUGUUUAAUAUAACUAUUUACCAUAUAAACAAACUUCAUGUAAAAGAUAUCUAUUACUAUCUGAUCUAUUCGUGUAACUUUCAUAAAUAUUGGAAUAAAAAAUAAUAAAAGCUUGACUCUUCUCCAUGCACUGAAAAAUAGGAACUAGCGGACAUACGUAAAAGCAGACGGACUAAUCCACUAAUUACGUUAUUUUGACAUAACAUUGACAAAUUAAAUCUGCUCGUCUAGAUAAAUCGAAUCUGUAAUAAAAUUAGUCAACUUUCGGCGGAAACAUUUUGCAUGUUUACUCAUUCUGAUGUCACAUAUUUGAGCAACCACUUCGGAUAUAAGUGAAGCGACCAAAUCAAAAUGUCUGAAAAAGUACGCUCGUUAACUAUAACAAGCGGAAAUAUGCUUACUGCUGCAGCGACGACAAGUGCAUCCUCUGCUAAUAGCGCCGUGGGCGGUGGUUGUGCUUUAAUCGGAGCGCCCAUACUGAUAUCGAGCACUUUCAACAACACCAACACACAAACACUGACACCGACUGGCACAUCGGCGGCUGCAGCACAAGUUGGGAUGAUAACGACUACAACGAACAGUGGUGGCAACAAUACUGGCAUUGGCUAUUGCAUUGGAAACAGUGAUGGCGGUGGCGGUAGCAGUGAUACAGAAUCAACGACUGACUUCACUUCAGGCGCAAUUCUGGCUCAAUUAAAUUUUCAUUUGUUGCCGGAUGGUACAGGCGUCGCUGAUGGUACUAAUUCAAUUAUGAAUUCAUCACAAAUAUCUGCUGCAUCAAACGAUACGAUGCAACAGUCUACUAACAGUCCAUCAAUGGUUAAUCAAAUGCCAGCAAGUAUUGCUGCAGGCACCACUGGGCACAGCAAUAGCUCCAGUGAUACAAUAGCUAAAUCUACAGGUGCGAGCAAUGGUGGCAAGCAUUUGGUUGCGCAAACUAUAGCGGGGAAAUCUUGUCGUUUUCCAAAACUCGAAGAAUGUGCACACUUUCACUACGAGCGUGUACAACUGGGACCAUUAUCUGUCCGACUAGUGGACGAUAAAUCCGAGCUACUUAGCAGUAUUGCAUCCCAAUCGAUUGGUGGUGAUAUAGCUGGUAAUAACCAAAUGCUAAGUACUGGCACCAAUAAUGCUACAGGACAAAUAUAUUUUCGAUCGUUUUCAGCUUCUAGUUGUUGGUUUAUUAUAAAAGUUAUACCACAACGCUGUGAUCCAUUUUUAGUGAAGCGAUCAUUUGAUAAUAUGCAGAUGUUGGACGAAAUGUUGCAUCGCUGUGUUUAUGAUCGCAAAAUUAGUGGCUUGAAGAAUUUAAAAGAAUUGGAUUUUAAAAGCGAGGAAGAUGUUGAAUACGCUGUAGCAAAAUAUUUAGAAAGAUUUUCAAAAAUAGCAUCAGAUUCCUUGACUUGUGGUACCAUACUAACUUGGUUGCAAUUGGACAAUAAAGGACGUCGGUUGCCCUUGGCAGAUGGAGACACAAUGCGAAGCAUUAAUACUCCUGCAGUUGGCGCCGCAUAUGGUGUUCGUCGUUAUCAAGCGCAAGCAUCCGAUGAAAUCUCAAUUGAAGUUGGUGAUAUGAUUUCAGUUAUUGAUAUGCCCAGCCCUGCGGAAUCUAUUUGGUGGCGUGGCAAAAAAUCGCAUCUCCAAAAAUCACACUAUGAAGUUGGUUUCUUUCCGCAAGCAUGUGUUGCAACAAUUGGUGAUAAGGUUCCACGACACUUUCCAAUGCCUGCACCUUUAGUUGGUCAACUUGAUGUCUCACCAACUAAACCUGUACUACGUAAACAUGGUAAAUUAAUUGCAUUCUUUCGUUCAUUUAUACUUUCACGCCCGUCAAGACGCCGUUUGAAGCAAAGCGGCAUUUAUCGAGAGCGUGUAUUUUCUUGUGAUUUAUCAGAACAUCUUCUGAACAGUGGCCAAGAAAUACCAAUGGUUUUAAAAUGUUGUUCAGAGUUUAUAGAAGACUAUGGCAUUGUUGAUGGCAUAUAUCGAUUGUCUGGUAUCACGUCUAAUAUACAGAGACUUCGACGUGCCUUUGAUGAAGAACGCAUACCAGAUUUAGGUAAUCCAGAAAUGAAGCAAGAUAUUCAUGCUGUCAGUUCGCUAUUAAAAAUGUACUUUCGUGAAUUGCCAAAUCCACUAUGUACGUAUCAGCUUUACGAUAAUUUUGUUGAAGCAAUACAGGCGAAAAGUGAAUCAAAUGAGCGUUUAAGAUUAAUGAAAGAGACUGUACUAAAAUUACCACCACCACACUAUCGGACCUUAAAGUAUUUAUCAGAACAUUUAAAUAAAAUCUCACAACACGCAGCGCGUACAGGCAUGACUGAUAAAAACUUGGCAAUCGUAUGGGCGCCAAACUUACUUCGUUCUCCAGCAUUAGAAUCUGGUGGUGUCGCUGCUUUACGUGGUGUAGGCGUUCAAGCUGUUGUAACUGAGUACCUGAUACGCAAUUGUCAUCACAUUUUCGACGCAUUAGAAGACACCAAUGCUAGAUUAAGUUACAUAGCCACAGCAGGCGCUAUGGCAUCAAACGAGGUGCGUUUGGAUUCGCUGACAGACUGCGAAAGUUUAUUAGUAGAACAACGUGAACAUGAUCAGUCACUUACAUUUGCUGUUGAAAGGCCAAAAAGUCUUAGCGCAAGUGGACCAAAAUUAAUAAGUUUGGAAGAAGCACAAGAAAGACAUUCCAGAUUGGAUGGUUUUGACAUGAAACAAUCAAUGCCCAUUAAUAUGGUGUCAAGUAAUGCUGCAAACAUUGGAUCAUACAUAGAAGUUGGUGGUGGACCGUCAAGUCUACCAGAUAAAUAUCACACAGUUUUGUCUGUGCCACGCAGCUGGCAAAAAAGAAAGACUCACUCGUGGAAAUCACUUUUUACGCGCAAUCAACGCACAGUUGGGAACAAUGGAACACAUGACUUAAAAUCCACUACUAACGGCAGUAAUACUGACACUACGCCGCCACAUCACAAACAACCUUCGCAAGUGACAUUCGCCGAAUCGGAUGCCAUUGUUACUAACGCUGGAAAAGUAGGAAAAUCAUUGAUGAAGCAGGACAAACCGAAAUCAAUUGAAUUAUUUGACACUUCAAAUUGUACUGCAGAGUCUUGUAAACCUAUGGAAGUAUGCGUACGCUCGAAUUCAAUUGAUAGUUUACGAACAACGGGUCAUUCUCGUUCUGUUUCACAUGACUCUUAUUUUGAUUUAUUGCAAUCACCGCAACGCGGUCAUAUGACAACAUGUCCUUCACGUGAACUUUCUGAACUAGGACUUAAUUUUGAUCGUGAAGAGCCUGAAAUGCGUAUUUUCUCCGAAAGUGAAUCGCUUGUUAGCUCACCUCGUGUGGGUAAAGAGAAUAUACCACCCUCGUCAGGGGCAGCAUCACGACGUAUAAUGCGUGCACGUCCUGAAGAGUUCUCAAGUCAGACCAACAGUGUCAAUCCCAGUCCGAAAAAACAGCCACGUUUAAAUCUUCUUUUAUCACCAAGUGCGGCAGCAGCAAAUACACAAUACAAUUGGUCACAAACUAAUGCAGUAGAUGGUGGAAGUGCAGAUUCUUGUCAGGAACACACACAUCUUUCCAGUGACGAAAGCUGCUGCAAACGUUAUAAACUGGAAGAUCAGCUUUCAGAUAUACAAUAUAUAGACUGCAGCACACCAGAACACACCAUAGCCAAUCCACAGACAUUAUACACAAGCGUACAAGUGCAUGCGCCACCUAAAUCAACUGUUACACAUCACAACUCUAAAGACAGUGCACCAACAUUGCAAGAUACUACUAAAGAUGCCAAAGUUGCGCCAUCUGCAAAUACGCGUUAUAGCUAUCCGUCAGUACAGUUGGGUGCUAAACGUAAAGAGCAAGAGAGCGAAGCGAAUGUACAUAAAGAACGUUUCAGUUAUCCAGGUUCUAAUGUUAAUAGCGCGAAUGUGCAUUCAGUUUGUAGCAAGGAGCCUGCAAAAAUGCUAUUAGAGAAUGAAACCUUUAAUAGAAAGUCCUUCGAGACUACAAAUAAUGCGAGAACUGUCUCUUUUGUUGGCCCACAAUCGACCUUAUCUAAAUCAACUAAGCAACAGCAUAUGCCUAAAGUACUGCCCGAUCUCUUGCGACCAAAAAAUCGCAAUAGUUUUUGUGGAACUAAUGAGCAAUUGAACUUAUUACUCUUACGCAGUAAUUCAGCAGAUAUAUCCAAAGAUGCCAAAAUAGAUAUGGAACGAUCCAAGUUAUCGGUUACACCAUCAUCACCUGUGCGUAGUCCACGUUAUUCUUUACUGGUAGGAGAAACCAGUUCUGAAAAUAGCUCUGCCGUAAAUACACCGCAGUACGAUUUAGAUCCUUUAAUGGUUGAAUCAGCUAUGUCUGGUUUAUCAUGUAUAUCUGGCACAUCUUCCAAUCAACAGCAACAAUUUUUGCUGGGCGUUGAUGCCAGUAGCAGUUAUUUAGGAACAUCACAUGAAAGUUUGGGUAGUAAUUUAACAUCACAUUCGAAUAAUAUCAGCACAGAAAAACGAGAUAUGCAUGCUUUAAAAAGAGAACUUUCUUUGGAUUUAAAUCCUUUGAGUACAAAAAUGACAAUCGACCGUUUAGAUAAUGGUUCUGCACACACAAAUAAGCAAUUAUAUCAACAACAACCAUCACCAAAUAAUUCCAAUUUCACGGAUAAUACUAGUCAAUCUGUUACACCGAGUGAAUUCGGCUAUCAGCACUUACAACGCCAGUCGAGUAUGCAUUCACUUAUCGAAACAGAAGAAAGCUCACCAGUUUAUGAUGACUUUGAAAACACACCUAGUAAUGUUGUCUCGCCAUUAAGCGCAAAUAAAUUGCCAAGUCCUAUUAAAUCCACUAUAAGCAUCACAUUUAACAAGAAAGGUAAUUCCAAAGAAGAAAAACAAUUAGCACAAUUGCAUGAGAAACCACAACAACCUAAGCCAUUACUUGAAACAAGCUUCGAUGAACAUACCGUGUAUGUACAAGUCAAGCUAUUCCGAAAUUCGGUUACAGAAGUUAAUCAGCUGCUGGAUAAUGAUAAUCGUAAGAGCUCCAUAGCCUGUGAUCAACUAAAAGGCAUUGAAGAAACAAGUGAAUUAGAAGAUUUGUUGACACAAUCUAAUGGAAGAAAUCAAAAGUCACAUGAGAGCAUUGAUGAUAUUAAUUCAAAUGACGAAUAUGAUGAUAUUCAAAUGGGGGACGAAAUGAUUUUGAACAAUUCUGACUGUGAUGAUUUUAGUGAGGAAAAGUUACUUUAUGAAAAUGUGGAAUUACGAAAACCAAAAAGUAUAUAUGAAAAUAUUUUGGGUGAAGAUAUGAAAAUACCUUUAUUAGCCAGCCAAAACCUAGAGAAAGAAGAGUACGAUGAGGAAAGUAAUGUGGCUGAAAAUGGUGAAGCACAAAAACUCGUUGAAGUAAUGAAUAGUAAGAAAAACAAAAUUGCAGUCGAAACUAAUAACUUAAGAAACAGUGCUUCCAAAAGCUAUCAGCGAAAUUUGGAAGAAGCACAACAAAGUCAACAAACACAAUUGGUGGAGCAAGAAAAUACGGCACGUAAGUCGCCUUCUAAUUUUAGUGUCAAAGAACUUGCAACAAAAUUUGAAUGUUCUCCAGUUGAACAAUUGCCGGCAUUCGAUUUUAGUUUACGCUGCUCAAUGAAAAAGCCAACAAAUCAGUUAACACCAGAGACAAAGGUGGCCGCAAAAAUCGCUCAAGCAACCAAUUGUGAGCUAAUCGAAAAUAAUGUUACUACGUCCGUUGGUAUUGCUACUAAUGGCGGCAAUGUGCCUCCUAACAUUACCGUAAAACCAAAGUUAAAAAAAUCUGAACAAAUUACACGUUCAUUGGAUGAGAAUGCUUUUGUGCGUGAGUUUGGAACGAAACAUGUCCAUGAUAUGAGCGCUAAAAGUAUACAGCAAUUACCAGAACUGACUGAAGUUUGCAAUAGACGUAAAAGCUUUGACUUCACUCGCCCUAAAACACUAAAUCCUCCAAAACGUCUACCUGGCAUGCCCAUUACUGAGGAAACGUGCAUGUUUAAAUGCGACAAGACACCAAUGAAACUUGAAUUACACCAAUAUAAGGAGAAAAACUAUAAUCACACCGACAACAGUGAUAGUGCUGGAAACUCUAUUGAGAAUGACUAUGAAUCGUCUGAAUUAAAAAUCACACCCACAACUGAGAAUCGUAUAUCUCUUAUACAAAAUAACGUUGCUUUGCCAAAUUCUGCAGCGGACUUAAAUAAUUCAAACUUAAAUCUUUCCAACAGUAGUUUAAAAGUGCUUUCGGGUGUGAAACUUGAUCGAGAGCGUAUCGAUAAAAUAAAAGAGGAAAGACGACAACAAUUAACGCAAAAAUAUCGAACAGAAUCUUUUAAAUCAAAAUCGAAAAUAGAUUUGCAUACGACAACAAAAGACGAUGUCAAGUUUCAAGCCGAAUCAUUGCGUAUGAAAUCAAAAUCCCGCGGUGAUAUUCGCACACUGCAAAAAGAUUUAGACAAUCUUAAAGACUUUAGGCAUGUGGGAUCUGAGAGCACAUUGAACGCACCCAUUUAUACGCACAGAGUACGUAGUAUUUCCGAUGAGAAAAAUCAAAAUAGCGACGUCUCGUCCAUUGUUGGCCACACGGAGCUUAAUAACGCAAAUAAUUCCAAUAAUACAAUCACAAAAAACAGCAAGAAAAUACAUAACACAAACAAUCACAUUAAUGUGGCAAGUGAGAGUAAUAACGGUGGUGAUACAAAACUAUUAAGUGCUGGUGAUGGUAUUGAUGUAGAUGUGUAUCCCGCACGCACCAGUUUGCACAAAAUAGAUCGUAAGAAUAAUACCAAUUUUGGUAAUGUCAGUGGGGGUAAUGUGGUACGUGAGCGCAAGAACGAAACUGGAAAUAGUGCUAUAACAGCAGUAGCUGGUAGUGCCGGAUUACAGACAUCAACCAAUCGUCAUGUUAACUCAACAAGAGAAAAGAUUUCGCCGCAAUUUUCAAUUCGUGAUGUGACGGCCAUGUUUGAAUCUCGUUCUCAAAAUCAAUAAUCAAAACAUUUAUUCUUAUAUAUUAGAUAAUUACAAUAGUUUUUUAUACUUUUUUUAUUCGAGUAACAUAACAUAUAUACAUAAAAUCUAACUAAUUGACACCAACAAGGAACAAUAAUGCAAUAUUUUAUAAACUUAAUAUUAAAUUAUAAAAAUAAUAUAU